Messenger RNA from Acanthocheilonema viteae, 597 nucleotides. Lineage: Eukaryota; Metazoa; Nematoda; Chromadorea; Rhabditida; Onchocercidae. The record is from the annotation of a GenBank genome assembly.
AUGCGAUCUAACGAAAGGGCUUUACGUCAAACAAAUAGAAAAAUCGCAGGUGAUUGCAGGUCACUAGAAAGGAAGGAGAAAGAGUUGGAACUGGAAAUCAAAAAACUCGCAAAGCAGGGUCACAAGGAAACCUGCAAUAUUCUUGUUAAAGAAUUGUUGCAGUUACGAAAACAGAAAGCCAAAAACUUGAAUAUGAGUGCACAUAUGAAUGCAGUCAGCGCGAAGACUAGAGAAAUGUACAGCAUAGGACAAAUGGCUAAUGCGGUGGGAAAAACAGCUAAUGUAAUGAAAAAAAUAAAUAAACAGCUACCGGCAGAAAAGUUUGCUAAAAAUUUUUAUGAAUUCAUUGAAACCCAAGAACGAUUUGUGACUGAUGACAUGGUUUCGAAUGCAUUUGAUGCGAUGCUAGAAGAAUCGGAUGAUGAUGAAGAACAAGCCGCAAUUAUUAGACAAGUUUUGAAUGAAAUUGAUAUAGAUUUGAAUGCAAAGUUGUCAAAAGCACCGCAAAUUUGUUCUUCUAUUGCUCCCGCCAAUGAACCGUCGAAUAAAUUGGGCGAUGCAGAUCUCGAUAAGUUAUUAAGUGAAUUAAAAUCUUGA